AUGGAAAAAGACGAGAUCAUCGCUGAGCUGAGCGUAGCGCAGACAAGUCUGCCGGCCGACGCAUACAACCUCACGUUGCGCGCGGUGAAUCCGGUAGACAUCCAAGUCCGCAAUCUCUCACUUGAGGUCAACACCACUCCUCCAAUAUGGGAGACCUCCCCAACACAGAUUUGGCAGCGACUACGGGGCCACCAACCCUCAAAAAACACCAAGACAGUCCUGGAUAACGUAUCAGCAUCCAUGCCAAGCGGAAGUCUCACAGCUAUCAUCGGAAGCAGCGGCUCAGGCAAGACCUCGCUGUUGAACCUAAUGGCCAGUCGGAUGAGUCUGUCCCGAACAAACACAAGCGGCACAACGACCUUCAACGACAACCCGGACAUCACGCGCAUUCGUAGCGCCUAUGUUAUGCAAGAGGACGUUCUCAUCCCAACGCUGACUGUCCGCGAGACUCUGCAGUACUCGGCAGACCUGCGUCUGCCGCCCCCAACCACGCCGGCAGAGCGCCAUGCAAUCGUGGAGCAGGUCAUCCUCGAGCUGGGACUGAAAGAGUGCGCCGAUACGCGCAUCGGUACAACCGCGCACAAGGGCUGCAGUGGCGGGGAGAAAAGGCGCACUAGUAUCGGCGUGCAGCUGCUUGCUAAUCCGUCGGUGCUGUUCUGCGACGAGCCGACUACCGGCUUGGAUGCUACGAGUGCGUAUCAGAUUAUCAGGACUUUGAAGAGGCUUGCGCUGGAUGGGAGAACAGUCGUUGUCUCGAUACAUGCGCCGCGCUCUGAGAUCUGGAGCCUUUUUGAUAACGUUGUUUUACUGGCCAGGGGGUCGGCUCUGUACAGUGGCUCGGUGGAAGGGUCAUUGGCACAUUUUCAGGAAUGUGGGCAUGUUCUUCCGCCGUUUGUCAAUCCGGCAGAAUUUUUAAUAGAUCUUGCCGCUGUGGAUAAUCGGACCGAGGCUCUUGAGGCUGCUUCGUAUGCUCGUGUUGAGCGGUUGAGAGAAGUGUGGCGGUCGAAGCAGGCUGUGGCGAUGGAGGUGGAAACGAAAGGAGAGAAGGCCUUGAAGGCUGGGGCUGAUGACUCCGAGACUGGAGCUGUGAAGAAGGUUUCGUUCCGUCGACAGUUUCGAGUUCUGACUUCCCGUACUUUCAGGACUACCAUCCGCGACCCGAUGGGGGUUGCUGGUAGUCUUCUGGAAGCCGUGGGAAUGGCAGUCAUCACUGGCUGGAUCUUCCUGCAGCUUGACGAAAGCCAGGCUGGGAUUCGCUCGCGCCAAGGUAGUCUCUACACUGCUAGCAGUUUGAAUGGCUACCUCAUUCUGCUGUAUGAGACCUAUCGGCUGACAGUCGAUAUUCGACUGUUUGAUCGGGAGCAUAACGAGGGCGUGGUCGGUGUGCCGGCUUUCCUUCUCAGUCGCCGGGCAGCUCGGUUACCACUGGAAGAUCUCCCUGUGCCGUUGCUCUUUGCUGUCAUCUUCUACUUUAUGGUGGGAUAUCGUCUUGAUGCGGGACAGUUUUUCAUCUUCUUUGUCCUCACUCUGCUCACGCACUACAUUGCCGUGACUUUCUCUGCUGUGGCUAUUGGCAUAGCGCGCAGUUUCCCCGGAGCCAGUCUGGUGGCCAAUCUAUCCUUCACGCUGCAAUCCUUUGCAUGCGGAUACUUUGUACAGUCGAACCAGAUCCCUGUUUAUGUGAGGUGGUUGAAAUGGUGUGCCUAUACCUUCUACACUUUUGGGGCCCUGUGUGCCAAUGAGUUCAUCGGACCGAAUGGCCCAGAGCCCGGGCAGUUCUACGCCUGCCCAUACUCUGAUGAUCCACUAGACCCAGCCUGUAAGCAAUACACGGGUCGCUACAUCAUGCAGAGUCUAGGAAUGCCGUCCAAUUGGAUUUGGCGGCCGAUCGUCGUGCUCAUAGCGUUUGUCUUUGGACACUAUCUCUUGGCUGCUUUGUUGCUGCAAUACAACCGCUUUGCCAUUGACGUUGCUCAAGCACGCAGAACGGAAGGAGAUCCAUCGACCAGAAAAGCCAAGCUAGCGAUCCGCCCCGCGGAAAAGGCGCGCAAGGUGGCAAUAUCGCUUGAUCAGUAUGCGCUGGAUAUCCGAAAGAAGCAAUACCUGUGGCAAGCCGCGAAGACACUGCAUAUCCUGAGACCCAUCACUACUGAGUUCAAAUUUGGAGAGCUCAAUGUUAUCAUGGGACCGUCCGGGAGUGGCAAGACAUCGUUGCUAAAUUCCAUAGCACGCAGGCUACACGGGUCCACAGGGACACAAUACCGUGUCCAUGGUAACAUGCUAUACAACGGCGCCAUACCCUCAGAGAGCGUUGUGCGCUCUGUGACAUCCUUUGUAACCCAGGAUGACGACGCGCUGAUGCCCUCGCUAACGGUCAGGGAGAGUCUACGGUUCGCCGCAGGUCUCCGCCUCCCCGUCUGGAUGUCGCGCGAAGAGAAGAACCAACGCGCGGAAGAGAUCCUCUAUAAAAUGGGACUGAAGGAAUGCGCCGACAAUCUCAUCGGCAGCGACCUGAUUAAAGGCAUCAGCGGCGGCGAAAAGCGCCGCGUAUCAAUCGCAAUCCAGAUCCUCACCGACCCUAAGGUCCUCCUCCUGGACGAACCAACCUCAGGCCUCGACGCCUUCACGGCAAUGUCUAUAAUCGAGCUCCUUCACAGCCUCGCCGCUGAAGGCCGCACCCUCAUCUUAACCCUCCACCAAUCUCGCUCAGACCUCUUCACCCACUUCUCCCAAAUCCUCCUCCUAGCUCGCGGUGGGUACCCCGUGUACGCAGGCUCGGGGGCGCAGAUGCUAGCACACUUCGCCGAACAGGGCCACGAGUGCCCGCGAACUACCAAUCCGGCAGACUUCGUCCUUGAUCUGAUUACGAUAGAUCUGCAGCAAGCAGACCGCGAAGCCGUCACGCGCGAGCGUGUGCAGGGUUUAAUCUCCCGUUGGCAGUCUAGUCCCCCCGAGCCAGCGUUAGGCCGUCAGACGUCGCAAAUUGCUACGCCCGCAGAGCUAGGUAGUCUGAAGCGACAUAUGUUGCCCUUCCGAAUUACAUUCCCGCUGGUUCUGCACCGCUCCUUCAUGAACUUCUGGCGCCAGCCGCCGCUGGUCAUGGCGCGGACGAUGCAAAUCCCAGGGGUAGCGAUUAUUAUGGCACUUUUCUUCGCGCCCAUGAAGAACGACUAUGCAGCUGUACAGACGCGCAUGGGCUUCAUUCAGGAGUUUGCGGCAUUGUAUUUCGUCGGCAUGCUCCAAAACAUCGCCAUCUACCCCAGCGAACGCGACGUCUUCUACCGCGAAGAAGCAGACAACUGCUACACAGUCUCGACGUUCCUCCUCAGCUACACAGCGAUCGAAGUCCCCUUCGAGAUCAUCUCGUCCCUCAUCUUCGCCGUACUAGCCGCCUACGCAGACAAUAUGCAGCGCACAGUAAAGAUGUUCCUCAUCGCCGCGUACAACUGCUUCUGCAUAAUCAACUGCGGUGAGUCCGUGGGAAUAGUAUUCUGCACUCUCUUCUCGCACGUCGGUUUCGCCGUCAACGUCGUCUCCAUCCUCCUCUCCAUCUCCACGAUCCUCGGCGGCGUCAUGAGUCUCAACGUCAAUGAGGUGCUGCAGGCGCUGAACCAUCUCUCGCCGAUAAAGUACUCGAUUGCUAAUCUGGCGCCGUAUUCGAUUCACGGACAAGUCUUCCAUUGUUCUGGUGCGGAGAGGCUUGCUAACGGGAAUUGUCUGAUUGAUUCGGGGGAGCAGGUGCUUCAGCUCUACAAUUUGGAUAAGGAUGGGCCGAUGAAUAUUAUGGCUCUGGGGGUCUGUACGAUUAUUUAUCGGCUUGUUGCUUAUGCGUUUUUGGAGGUUACGAGGUCGCACGGGGUUAUGGAGCGGUGGAGGGAAUGGCGGGCUCAGCGGAGUGAUACAUGA
Messenger RNA from Penicillium bovifimosum, 3906 nucleotides. Its product is annotated as putative ABC efflux transporter. The coding region runs from base 1 to 3906 and encodes 1301 amino acids. Lineage: Eukaryota; Fungi; Ascomycota; Eurotiomycetes; Eurotiales; Aspergillaceae. Gene Ontology annotation, molecular function: ATP hydrolysis activity; ABC-type transporter activity; ATP binding. The record is from RefSeq and is a predicted model, not a curated record. The transcript has 2 exons. Gene Ontology annotation, cellular component: membrane.